Dermacentor silvarum is the source of this 3919-nucleotide messenger RNA. RefSeq names its product guanine nucleotide-binding protein G(o) subunit alpha. Gene Ontology annotation, cellular component: heterotrimeric G-protein complex. The transcript has 10 exons. Gene Ontology annotation, biological process: adenylate cyclase-modulating G protein-coupled receptor signaling pathway. The record is from RefSeq and is a predicted model, not a curated record. The coding region runs from base 360 to 1439 and encodes 359 amino acids. NCBI's taxonomy places the organism in Eukaryota, Metazoa, Arthropoda, Arachnida, Ixodida, Ixodidae. Gene Ontology annotation, molecular function: G-protein beta/gamma-subunit complex binding; GTPase activity; G protein-coupled receptor binding.
GCAAGGGUUUCUGGGAAUGUCAACAAGCCUGUGCGUGCGUGCGUGAGUCAUUGCGUGAACACGUUAUUUUGUCAGCGCCGCAUUUUUGUCACUUUUUUCGCCUCGACGCUCCAGUGAUCGACCUUGUUCCGUUGUGCUGUGACCGAACGAGCCAUAUGGAGGUGCCGCUGAGACCACGUUGACUGACGGCGCCCGGCGAGGCAUCGUGACCGCGUCCGCGUCGACCCCUCUCAACGAAAAAAGAAAAGAGCGUAGCUGCUGUUCCGCCAGCACCAACAGCGGCGCGUCUCCUGCCAGUCGCCGUGUCCUCAAUUCCCCGUGGUGGUGGUGCACGUGGAGGCACCCGGUGGUGAUGGAGCAUGGGGGGAUGCCUCAGUCUUGACGAUGAGGAGAGGAAGGCGCGCCUGCGCAGUGCCCAGAUCGACCGGCAGAUCGCCGAGCUUGCACGCCAGGAGUGCAAUGUCAUCAAGAUCCUGCUGCUCGGUGCUGGGGAGAGCGGCAAGAGCACCAUCGUGAAGCAGAUGAAAAUCAUCCACAGCGAAGGCUUCUCUGAUGAAGAGCUGCGCAGCUUCAGGCCAACGGUGUUGGACAACCUGCUGGGCUCUAUGAAGUACGUCCUGACUGGCAUGGGCAUCUUGCGCAUCAACCUCGAGAAUCCCAAGAACAAGAUGUAUGCGCAGACGGUGCUGAGCUGUCAGUGCUGCUUUGACGAGAGCAUGACCAUGCUGCCAUUUGUGGCGUCCGCCCUGAAGAACCUAUGGAACGACAAGGGUGUCCGGUUGGCUGUCGCACGGGGCUUCGAGUACGAGCUCAACGACUCUGCGCUGUACCUGUUUGAGAACAUGGACCGCAUCUGCACGGAGAAGUACAUGCCGACGCCACGGGACGUACUCAGGGCCCGAGUGCGCACCAACGGCAUCAUCGAGACCCACUUCAAGAUCGACGACAUUGUCUUCAGGAUGUUUGACGUGGGUGGCCAGCGGUCAGAACGGCGCAAGUGGAUCCAGUGCUUUGACGACGUCAAGGCCGUCCUCUACGUUGUGGCUCUGAGCGGCUACGACAUGACCCUCCAGGAGGACCCCUCUGUGAACCGGCUGCACGAGAGCCUGAAGCUGUUCUCUUCCAUCUGCAACAACAUGUUCUUCACCGACACGUCCAUGAUCUUGUUUCUGAACAAGCUGGACCUGUUCCGAGAAAAGAUCCUCUACUCGGACCGACAUCUGCGCUAUUACAUGCCGGACUACAAAGGUGCCGACUACGACGUGGACAGCGGUGCACUCUUCAUCCAGCACAAGUUCCAGAGCCGCAACCGGGACCCUAACAAGGUGGUGUACCCUCACUUCACCACGGCCACUGACACCAGCAACGUCCAGGUGGUGUUCCAGGUUGCCAUGGACACCGUCCUGAGAGGAAACCUGCGCACUGCCACCCUCCUUUAGGUUCCCGGCACAGUCACUCCACGGUCAGUUCGUGGUCGGCCUGGCAAUGAUCGGUGCUACUUGGCUUGCGAACAAAAGGCAGCAUGUCAGAGAUCUCGGGACAAGCACAGUUUCUCAUAUGCUUUGCGGAGUGUAGCAGGUGUCUGUACAUGUGUACACUUGCUAUGCAACUGUCCAGUCAGCAUGCGGGCAACGAAUGCACGCUGCAGUUAGUCGAGUUCAUUGUGUUUUUCUUUGUACAUUUGCCCAUGAUUUGGAUCUGUGGACGCUGGAGACAUCUGUGCCGCUUGUGGUCCCGUGUCGUGACCAGCUGUCAGACAGGUUCCGUGCUGACGACUAAAGAGAGGGUCUCCCGCUCUCGCUGGAGCCUUCGUGCUCUAAUCUUGUAUCGACACUGCUGCGUAGCAGGCAGAAGGAAAUUGGGAGUUUUAAUUGGUCUGUAAACAUAUUUCCCUUAGGUAUCGAUGACGUAAAUGUGGGUGGCCAUUAUGGUGGUGCCAUCUGGUGACGUGGAGUUUAACCAGAGAAGACACAGAGCUACUAUUGGCAUUGAUUAAGUUUGUUCUACUUAGCUGAUGUUAAUUUUUGGGCUACCACGUAGUCAUUAACGUACGGCUUUUCUUCAUUUUUGUUCAACAAGAACACCCACGUAAACACGAAAACCUGUCUACUGUGUUGUGGUUACCCAAAGCGUCACAAGAUGUCGCCACCAGUGUUCUUUCUGCAGUUCACGUCCCCUGUAUCCCAGUGUUACAUAAAGGUUGAUGUGUUUACGGACAAACUAAAACUCUUUUACAGGCGGGAAAGUCGUUUGAAGAUGUGUCCGCUAUAGUAGGAGGACAGCUCCUUCUUGUUUAAAGGCAGUGCUUCUAUUUGAAACUGCAAGUUACGGCAAUCUGGUUACCUUGCUGCUCGGGGUAAUGUAGAUCCCUGUCGAGAAUCUCCCCCUCACUCGUACUCUGUUCAUCUCUGGUAAUGAUCACUUUUGCCACAGGGUUAUUGACUCUGAUGUGAGUUCGUCCUUAUGUACACAUGAGCUGUGGGAGAAAGAAAGAAUCAGUGGAUGGCUUCCUUGGGGAACAAGCUGCAGCUCGCGUGCAAUAUGCGUCCACUCCACCUUUUGGCGUGUUCAUGUGUGAGCGGCAUCUGUAAUUGCCGCCUCUGCAUUUCUUUCGAUUGGUUUGGUAGUGGAUCUUCAGCCCUCGGGUGUGGUCCUGGCUUUGCCUAUCUGUAACUUAUAAUUUUUUUUCAACCAUGUGGUGAAAUUGUGCAAUAUUAUGUUCAAACUGCUCGCCCCCGUGAAAAUACGGCUGUAAGUUCCGGUGAAACUCAAACGUGGCUGUAGGUUCCAGUGAAACUGAAACGUAAAUUCUUGUCAGUACAUCAGUCGCAUCCUGGGAACCUUGCUGCACGUCUCUUGGAAGCGUAUCUUUAGCUCGUCACUCUGCAGUGCUUCGAAGUACAGCUACGUAUUUAUUUGGUUUGUCGAAAUGGAGCAUUCAUUUGGCCAGUUUUGUUCAGGCAGUUGGCACCAACGGAAAGCGCUCUGAUAUUUUUUCGCCAUUUUCUGAGCGCCUUUUCGGUCAAAGGAGCUGUGAGGUCUGGCUGGUGCAUGGCCACGUGACAGUGUGGUCACCCCUCACUCAGAGGCAAGCUCCGAGGUGCAAAAGUUGUCCAUCUCCGUUUUUCCGGUGUUCUUGUUCCUACGAAAACCUGACAAGUAUUCAGCUCGGGCGCCCUGACUCCGGCUUAAAAGUCUGAGAACGACCAGCUGAGGAUACCGUUGCCAAGUACAACCACUUCUUUAUAGAGCGGCGAGGCUUGAGGGCUGCAGUCGAAUCAAAAAUGGAAAAUUAUGCAUUGUUUAUUUUUCGGAACAGUAUAUACAAUAUUUUGGUUGUGGUUCCUAUGUAACGGACAUGUCCAUAAAGAGCAGCCUUUCGGCUACCUACCCUGCUCAUGAUUAGUAUACCGGUUGGUGUGGUUGUUAGUGCAGCCGAUGUAAAGCCCACGCGGGAUGCAAAGUGCCUUCUAGGGACGAGAGGUCCUUAUACAGACUCGGAUAUCGUAGAAUAUGGCUUCUGUUUACCAGUCGUGUUUGUUUUUACGCACUGAAGCAGUUGGCAUGCUCGCUACCAAAAUUUCCUUGUAGCCCUAUUCCUGACUCGCCAUUUGGUCACCAGUAACGACUUCAUUCCGAAAUAAUUUGAUGGUCACCUAAAGUAAGCGUCAGCAUGACUACUGCAUGAUGAACGUGCUGGGAUACCAACCGCAAUGGUGGUGCCACGCACUCUAAUUGCACCGGUGUUAGUCCAUUUGUUGUUCCACUAUGCCGAUCUGACUGUAAAUGGUGGGAAAUAGUUUGAAGCGCAAAUACACAGACACAAAAGAGCACACGAGACACAGACGGGCGCGCUCGUCUGUGUCUCGUGUGCUCUUUUGUGUCUGUGUAUUUGCGCUUCAAACUAUUUCCGAUGUAC